Messenger RNA from Phyllopteryx taeniolatus (common seadragon), 2917 nucleotides. It is a transcript of the gene nfxl1, whose product is annotated as nuclear transcription factor, X-box binding-like 1. Lineage: Eukaryota; Metazoa; Chordata; Actinopteri; Syngnathiformes; Syngnathidae. Gene Ontology annotation, cellular component: nucleus. Bases 155 to 2806 code for a protein of 883 amino acids. Gene Ontology annotation, molecular function: zinc ion binding; RNA polymerase II transcription regulatory region sequence-specific DNA binding; DNA-binding transcription factor activity, RNA polymerase II-specific. The record is from RefSeq and is a predicted model, not a curated record. The transcript is spliced from 25 exons. Gene Ontology annotation, biological process: regulation of DNA-templated transcription.
UCAUGGGAUUUGUAGUCCUCCCACCCACUCCACGUUUGGCUGCAAAUGGACUACGACUCCCAGCAUGCAGUGCGAAGUGGUGCGCGUGGCUGCCGCAACUGAAAGCGAAUCAAGGAGGUCAGCUUGAACGUGGGACUUUGCCCUCGUGGCUGCCAUGGAGCCAGCCUGGAGGCCUCAGGGCAGGGGGCGUGGCCGGAAGCAGGAUGCUCCAGGAGAAAGGGUGCGAGAGAGGCCCGGAAGUGGCGCAGGAAGAGGAGCGAGCGCCAAGACGACGGUGCCGCCCGAAGCUCGGCACGGCGCUUCCGGGCCGGCCAGGUUCGAGGAGAUCCGCAAGUCCAACCAGGUCGCCGUGGAGAGACUGAUGGAGCGCCACACCGGCUGCUCCUCUGAGGAUGACGACGAUGAGGAUGACGACGAAGAGCACAAGGAUGCACGCGUCCUGGAGUCCACCUUCACCGCAUAUGCCAGUCAUACAGGUGGCGACGUCACAGGCCUGCAAAGAACGGGUCAGUACGUCAGCGAGCUUUUCACGUCUGGAGCGCUCACCUGCCUCAUCUGCAUCGCCUCGGUGAAGAGGACGCAGCCGGUGUGGAGCUGCUCCGGCUGUUUCUCCCUCUUCCAUCUUCCGUGCAUCCAGAAGUGGGCCAGGGACUCUGUGUUCUUGCUCUGCUCGGCCACAGACGAAGACUUUGGGCGCAAGCAGCAUCCGUGGCCCUGUCCCAAGUGUCGGGCUGAGUACUCCCACGCCGACACGCCCGCCAGGUACAUGUGCUACUGUGGGAAGCUUCAGGAUCCUCCCGCCGAUCCCUGGUUAGCGCCUCACUCGUGCGGCGGAGUGUGUCACAAGGAGCUGAAACCUUCCUGUGGACACGCAUGUCUGCUGCUGUGUCACCCUGGUCCCUGCCCGCCGUGUCCCAAGAUGGUGUCCGUUUCCUGCUUAUGCGGCAAAGCUAAGCCCCUGCCCCGGCGCUGUAGCAACAAGGCUUGGUCAUGCCAGCAGCCGUGCAGGAAGUUGUUGCCAUGUCAACAACACAAAUGUUCCCAGCCGUGUCACUCAGAGUGUUCCCCUUGUCCCAGAGUCAGCAUUCAGAAGUGUGUGUGCGGUCGGCAAAAAUCGGAGAGACCCUGCGACGGGCCCAAGUGGAAGUGCGAAGGGGUGUGCGGCGCCAUCCUCUCGUGUGGGAAUCACACCUGUGAGCGCGUGUGCCACGACGCACUCUGCCCACCGUGCCCCCGCUCGCUCAGCAGAUCGUGUCCCUGCGGCAGGAACAAGUCCAACCUGCCGUGCACGGAGGAAGUGCCACUGUGUGGUGACACGUGUGAGCGCCCCCUGUCGUGCGGGAAGCACACCUGCUCCAUGAGGUGUCACCGCGGGAAUUGCGACACCUGCCGACAGGAGGUGGAGAAGGAGUGCCGUUGCGGGAAAUACAGGAAGCUGAUGGCGUGUCACAAAGACUAUUUGUGUGAGUCCAAAUGUUCAAAGAGCAGAAGCUGCCAGAAACAUCCGUGUCGGAGGAAGUGUUGCCCCGGCAACUGCCCCCAGUGUGACCAGAUCUGCGCUCGGACUCUGGGAUGUCGCAACCACAAAUGUCCGUCCGUGUGUCACCAAGGAAGUUGUUACCCGUGUCCACAGACGGUGGACGUCAAGUGCGCGUGCGGCGCCGCCUCCCUGACGGUGCCGUGCGGACGUGAGCGGAGCACCAAGCCGCCUCGCUGCAAGGAGAUCUGCAAGUCUCCACCUUCCUGCCACCACGCUGCCAGAGAGCGCCACCGCUGCCACCCCGGGCCCUGCCCACCCUGCUCGCAGCCCUGCCUUCUGCCUCUGGUCGGCUGCGCGCACACGUGCCCGCGGCCGUGCCACGACCGCGUUCUGCUCAAGUCCCAGCAGGUGCAGUUGUCCGGGCCGUGGGAGCAGCGCUCAGAACCGGCUUUUGUGACCAAGGCCCUGCCCUGCCCCCCUUGUCAAGUGCCGCUACCAGUCUCCUGUUUUGGAGAACACAAGGUGAGCGCCGUGCCGUGUUGCCGCCGGGGCCGCUUCUCGUGCAAGGGGCCGUGCGGGCGACCGUUGAGCUGUGGCAACCACGCGUGCGGCAGGGAGUGCCACCUGCUGGACGACGGCAACAAGUGCGACGACUGCGAGGAGGGCUGCUCCAAGCCCCGGCCAAGCCUUUGCCCCCACACCUGCCCGCUGCCCUGUCACGUUGGCGACUGCCCCCCUUGCCGCCAGAUGAUCCGCCAGCGCUGCCAUUGCAAGAUGAGCACACUCUAUGUGGAGUGCACGAAGAUGACGACGGCCGACGAGGGGACAAGGAUGGCGUUCGGCUCCUGUAGCAACCAGUGUCCCAAAGAGCUGAGCUGCGGUCAUCGCUGCAAGCAGGUGUGUCAUCCGGGGGCGUGUGGGGCCGAAUGUCAUCAGAAGGUCAAGCUGCGAUGUCCCUGUAGGAGGAUCAAAAAGGAGCUUGCGUGCGCGAUGGCGUCCGGCUGUGUUGUCGAGUGUGAUGACAACUGCGUCGAACAACAGAGGAAAGUCAGCCAGCUCAAGGAGGCAGAGCAGAAAGCGGCGGAGGAAGAUGAGCAGCGGAGACGUCAGGAGGAGCUGGAGGCGUUCACAAAGCGCCGAGGAGGGCGCCGCGCCAAGAAGCGAGGGCGGCGGGAUGGGGAGGACGAGGAGGACGGCGGCCGGACGGGACGCUGGCGGAGGUGCGCUGUAUUCGUCCUCGUCCCGCUGGGCGGCGCCGUGCUGUCACUCGCCGCCUACUUGCUUCUGAGCUCGGCCGAAGACGCUGGCGGGGUGACUGUUUCGUAGGCGGUCACAUUAUGAUGUCAUAGGCGGUCGUGGCACUUGAUGAUGAUGUCAUGGGAAAAAUCUAACCAUUUGAUUUGACAAAUAAAGUCUGUAUGAUGACCGCUCCCUGUU